Messenger RNA from Humulus lupulus (European hop), 1417 nucleotides. RefSeq names its product S-norcoclaurine synthase 1-like. The transcript is spliced from 4 exons. The coding region runs from base 220 to 1317 and encodes 365 amino acids. NCBI's taxonomy places the organism in Eukaryota, Viridiplantae, Streptophyta, Magnoliopsida, Rosales, Cannabaceae. The record is from RefSeq and is a predicted model, not a curated record.
AUGGUUUUAUCAUUUUCGAUCAUUGAACAUAACGACCGGCAAACUAGAAUUUAACAUAACAAGUUGAUGAUUAAAGACAACUGCACAAGCGUUAAAAAGGGUAUUUUGAUCAGAGGAAAAUACAGAUUCCACUGGUCAUAAACUCAACAUAAGCUCCUCAAUCCUCAGUAAGUUUUAUAUAUGUGCUCUCACUUGAACAAACUACUGUAAGUUCGAACAAUGGAUUCAGAGGUUGAACAUGAAGGCAUUCAAGUGGACGGGGAAUUGGGUUGGGGAAGGUCUUUACCAGUACCAAGUGUCCAGGAGAUGGUAAUGAAUGACUCAGAGUUUGUUCCUGAAAGAUACAUACAGGAAAACAAGGACAGGCCACUCGAUUCGAGCUUCUGCCCCGAGUUUCCAGAAAUUCCAGUCAUAGAUUUGUCUCUGCUGAUCAAUGGAGAUAAAGACGAACUAGACAAGCUAGACUUUGCUUGCAAAGAAUGGGGUUUCUUUCAGAUAAUUAACCACGGAGUGGCAGAGGAAGUUUUAGGUGAAAUGAAGGUUGUGGUAGCAGACUUUUUUAAUCUCCCAUUGGAAGAGAAAAAGAAGUAUUCAAUGGCAGAGAAUGACCUUCAAGGAUAUGGCCAAGCAUAUGUAGUUUCAGAAGACCAAAGACUGGAUUGGGGUGACUUGAUAUACUUUAUGACAUCCCCACUUGAAGCUCGGAACAUGAAGUACUGGCCAACAACAUUAUCAGGUUUCAAGGAAGCAGUUGAAGAAUACUCGAGAGAAAUAGAGAGAGUAAGUGAGGAAAUCAUGGCCAGCAUGUCUUUGUUAAUGGGAAUGGAUAAGAAAGGUUUGAAAAGGCUUCAUGUAGUGAUGAAACAAUCAAUGAGAAUGAACUACUAUCCACCAUGCUCCAGGCCUGAUCUUGUUCUCGGAGUUAGUCCACAUUCCGACGGGGGAUCCAUAACCCUACUUCUCCAGGACGAAGACAUCACCGGUCUUCAAAUCAGAUACAAGGAAACAUGGCUUCCUGUAAGGCCAAUCCCAAACGCACUGGUGGUCAACGUUGGCGAUGUUGUUGAGGCUUGGAGCAAUGGGAUGUAUAAAAGCAUUGAGCACAGAGCUGUAACGAAUGCUAACAAAGCAAGAAUGUCAAUAGCAACAUUUGCGAUUCCACAUGAAGGAAUUGAGAUUGGUCCUGUGGAAUCAAUGAUGAAAGAUCAACCAAGAAUGUACAAGACCAUUAAGUACUUGGAUUAUAUUAUACAUUCUCUAGGGAGAAAAAUGGAUGGAAAAGCGCACACAGACUUUCUCAAGUUAGAAAGCGAGUGAUGAAUCAAAUGCAAGGCAGCAAAGCAUCAUUUAAGUGCUGUCCAUUGUUGCAAAUGUUCUUUUUUCUUUCCAAGUUUCGACUUCAGAAAUGACGAGAACU